Cucumis sativus (cucumber) is the source of this 1326-nucleotide messenger RNA. RefSeq names its product NADPH-dependent aldo-keto reductase, chloroplastic. The record is from RefSeq and is a predicted model, not a curated record. Gene Ontology annotation, cellular component: cytosol. The transcript has 6 exons. Lineage: Eukaryota; Viridiplantae; Streptophyta; Magnoliopsida; Cucurbitales; Cucurbitaceae. The coding region runs from base 152 to 1117 and encodes 321 amino acids. Gene Ontology annotation, molecular function: aldose reductase (NADPH) activity.
UGAUUAAAAUAUUUCUAUAUGAUUUUAUAUUAAGAAGGAUGAGAAGGAGAAAAUUUCGUCCUUUAAAUUCUCCUUUCUCCCAACUUUUGUUGACACAAAAUUAAAUAAGUGAACGUCUUUUGAAUUUCAGUUCUCUCUUGCCACUGUUGCAAUGGCCGAGAUCAAAAGUGGUGAAGGAGAAAUGAGAAGGAAAUUGAGUUACGGAGGAAGCAUUCCUUUGCUUGGACUCGGGACCUUCACUUAUGACGAACGAGAUUCGUUGGAUGCUGUUGCAAUGAAGGCCAUCAAGAUUGGAUAUAGGCAUUUUGAUACUGCAAGUCUCUAUGGUUCAGAAGAAGCAAUUGGAAAAGCUAUAAAGAAAGCAAUUGAAAAUGAGACUGUGAAGAGAGAAGAUAUUUUUGUUACUACUAAACUAUGGUGCAAUGAGCACCAUGAUCCACUUUCAGCUCUUAAUGCCUCUUUAAAACGUUUGGGAUUGGACUACGUGGACAGUUACUUGAUCCACUGGCCAGUGAAACUAAAGCCAUGGGCUUCCUAUAUGGUGCCCAAAGAAGACGAUUUUGAUGAAAUGGAUCUUGAGACCACAUGGAACCAUAUGGAAAAGUGUGUGGAAUUAGGCUUAACUAAGACCAUUGGUGUUAGCAAUUUCUCUUCUAAAAAGCUCUUACAUUUGCUGGAUUUUGCUUCUUUACCUCCUGCCAUUAAUCAGGUAGAAAUGCACGUAAUGUGGAGGCAAAGGAAGCUGAGAGAGGUUUGCUCUUCAAGAAAUGUGCAUUUGACUGCAUACUCACCUCUUGGAAGUCCAUGGAAUCCAUAUGGCCUGAAGAAUUUGCUCAAAGAUCCAAUUGUCAAUUCCAUUGCUUCCAAGCACGAAGCAACUCCCGCACAGGUUGCACUAAGCUGGAUAUUAUCAAUGGGAGGAAGUGCAGUAGUGAAGAGUUUCAAUGAAAGUAGAUUAGAGGAAAACAUGGCCUCUUUUGGUCUCAAAUUGGAUGAACAAGAUUUGCAAGAAAUUGACAAGUUGGAAGAAAAGAAGAUGGCUACUGGUGAAUUUCUAAUCAAUGCUACAACAGGCCAAUACAAAAACAUUCAAGAAUUGUGGGAUGGUGAAAUUUGAUUUUGUAUGUGGUUGGUGAAUUAGCUAAUAAAAUUCAAAAAUAAAUUCAUAUGGGUUUAAGCAAUUCAUUAUUCACUGCUCAAUCUAGAGGUUUUAGGUUUGAACACAAUAUGAUUUUUUUUUAUGUCUUUCAAGUUCGAGCAACGAAACAUUUGUGGUUGCCCUCAAGUCUUGGUUCUCUAAUAAAAAUAAAUCAACUUACCAUCGUA